Rhizopus microsporus ATCC 52813 is the source of this 806-nucleotide messenger RNA. Its product is annotated as carbon-nitrogen hydrolase. Lineage: Eukaryota; Fungi; Mucoromycota; Mucoromycetes; Mucorales; Rhizopodaceae. The record is from RefSeq and is a predicted model, not a curated record. The annotation marks the transcript as partial. The transcript is spliced from 3 exons. Gene Ontology annotation, molecular function: hydrolase activity, acting on carbon-nitrogen (but not peptide) bonds, in linear amides.
GUCUGUGUGGGUCUCAUCAAGCAGGCUGCUGAACAUAGAGCAAAGAUGGUAUUCCUUCCAGAAAGCUCUGAUUUCAUGUCAUCUUCUCAGGACCAAAUGCUCGAACUUGCUGCACCUCUAGACUCACACUCAUUUUUAAACAACAUUCGUAGAGCGGCUAAAGAAUACAGUAUCUGGGUCUCUGUAGGCAUCCAUGAAUCAUCAUCCGAACCAAAGAAAGUGAAUAACGUACAUGUGAUCGUAAAUAACAAGGGAGAUAUAGUCUCUAUAUAUCGCAAGACACACAUGUACUCGUCAGAUAUGAACGAUGGUCCUACUGUAGAUGAAAGUGAAAGCACUACACCUGGAGAUGAAAUUACACCUCCUGUUGACACACCACUCGGUAAGAUAGGCUCACAAAUUUGUUAUGACUUGAGAUACCCCGAGAUCAGUAUCAAGUUGCGCAACAAGGGUGCCGAGAUUCUUACCUUCCCAAGUGCCUUUACACCCAAGACAGGUGCACACUGGGAAAUCCUGUUACGAGCAAGAGCAGUUGAGAAUCAAGCAUUUGUCAUUGCCUCUGGACAAAUAGGUCAGCAUAAUGAAAAGAGAGAAAGCUUUGGACAUGCCAUGAUUGUUGAUCCAUGGGGCACUGUAUUAGCAGAAUGUGCAGAUAACGCAGAGAUACCUGGUAUGGCCAUUGCUCCUAUAGAUAUUGGUUACUUGAAGCAAAUUCGAAAGGAACAACCUGUGUUUGAGAAUAGACGUUAUGAUUUGUAUCCAAAGAUAGAAUAAAUCCUGUUGUCAUUGCAACCUGACUAAAGCCA